AUGAUGAUUAUGUCUAUUUUGAGUUCUAUUUUAAAUAUCCAAAAGUUUCUAAGAAUUGUUUCCUAUACUGGAUUCUAUUACUUUAUUACAGUCAUCACAUAUGCGUACCCCAACAACACAACUAGAGCCGGGUACUCGAGAGCUAACCAGUUCUAUGCUUCUUAUCCGGCUGGAACAGAGCUUCUUAGAGACACCACUAAGUUAUAUAAAGCAGCACUGGGGAAUGUUUUUGAAGAAGAUGAAUGGGGACUGGUUGAAUGGUGCAUCCUAGCUAAACAUUUUGAACGUCAAGGAAAAUCACCAUACGCAAUCAUGCUCAACACAUGGCGCACCUCACUUCUAAUGGACAACUAG
Messenger RNA from Capsicum annuum, 354 nucleotides. RefSeq lists its product as uncharacterized. Bases 1 to 354 code for a protein of 117 amino acids. The record is from RefSeq and is a predicted model, not a curated record. The transcript is spliced from 2 exons. Lineage: Eukaryota; Viridiplantae; Streptophyta; Magnoliopsida; Solanales; Solanaceae.